Notothenia coriiceps (black rockcod) is the source of this 1218-nucleotide messenger RNA. NCBI's taxonomy places the organism in Eukaryota, Metazoa, Chordata, Actinopteri, Perciformes, Nototheniidae. The record is from RefSeq and is a predicted model, not a curated record.
UAGACAGAGAGAUGCAGGACUUCUCUCAGUCUCAGCUAAUGGAUCAGGGAUCAAUGCAUAACUCUGGCAUUGACAUUCCUAAGAGGAAGGACAAAGAGGACCUGACAGAGAGCUCCGAGGAUUCUAUGGGCGGCUCUCCCAACGACAUCCGUAUCUCUGACAUGAGGCCCACCCUGGUGGAGCCCCCUAUGUACAAACCAAAGGUGGUGCUGCUGGGGAAGGACAAGAAAGAGUCUACAGAUGAGGAGGUGGAUAAGCUCCACUGUCUGAACCACAGCGGCUCCUCAGCCACCUACUCCGACUACUCUCCCUCACAGGGCUCCUCCGGUUCCUCCAACCCACCCGGGAACACACACUCACACGCACACUCUCACCAACACCAACACGCACACGCACACGCACACCCUCACGCACACCCACACACUCCCGCCCUGCCCGCCUCGAGCAAGGACCAGGCGCCUCAAACACACUGGACCAACAGGCUCCGCCCUCUACUGGACUCUAUGGUUGCCGAUCCCCACCGCCUCUGUUUUGAGUGCCUGGGGCCUGAACACGCCGUGGACGGCCUGGCCCAGUCUCCCUCGUGUAAUGCCUGCCGCACGCUGCCACGUCUUGGCCGCCGGCAUCGUCUGGAGCAUUUCCACGCCUACUACGUGUCGCCAGAGGAAGAACAGGACCGCGUGGACCUCGAGGUGGUGGAGAUGGGGGAACAGGAGGCGGAUGAGGAGGUGCCAUUUGUUUUCGCCAUCCCGGCGGAGGAAGGGCCGGCGCACAGGUCCGCUCGUCAGGACUUCCCGUUGGUGAUGGCCAUCGAGGCGGGACGUGUGGGGCUACCGCUCCCCCCGCCACUACCGCCGGCGCCGGUGAGCCGCCUCGACGUGGCGGGUGACUAUCCCCCCGUCAGUGGUGGGCAACCUCCGGUACUGGGGGUCCCUAGUUGGGCAUGUCUGGCUCCUUCUCAUCGUCUGUGCUUGCUGGGGCAACACAGGACUGGUGAGGGGGGGGAGGCGGGCUGUGGGGACCUGAGAAACAUGAUGCGCAGUGAGCCCAUACAGGGCUGGAGGGCUCCCCCCGCCUGCCUAAGGACUAUUUUCUCCAUGCACACCCUUCGCGAGGUAGAGGAAGAGGUGGAGAGGGAGCAGCCGGAGAGUCACGGAGUCAUCCAGGGCUGCGUGGCUCUGCCGGGGAUCUCUUCUCUGCGCUGUCUGGGUCCUGGAG